CAACUUGGUUUCGUUCCGUCAGCUAAUGUGUUACUUUUAUAAUUCUGCUAAAACUGAAUAAAAUAGAUCGGGAAGGAAAGAGCAGAGUGAUAAAAUCAAAAGGAGAAGAAAACGAAGAUGGCGAGAAGAGGGAGCAGCAGAAUAUUGUGGGGAUUAGCGGUGGCUAUGUUUUUAGGGGUGGCAGUUUAUUUCAGGCUUUGGGCUAUUCAACACUCUAUCUCUUCCGACGACGCUGAGUUGAUAAGGAGACAGUUUGAUCUUGCAAACAAAGAGGCAAUGGAUGAAUCCGCGGAGUGGAGGCUGAGAUUUGAUGUAGAGGCAAAAAAGUCGUCCAAAUGUGCCAAGGAACUAGAAGAGAUCAAGGAGUCCUUUGAAAAGAAGGAAGAUUCCACUAGCUCCAAUAAAAGACUAGAGAUGCUGCAAAAGGAAAAUGCAGGUUUACUCGAGAAGAUAGAAACUUUAAAAAACGAGCUUGAAGCCGAGAAACGGAGGUGUCGAUCAUAGUAUAGAAACUCCCCCAAAAAAAAUUGGUGAUAUUCGGGUUGAGCACAACUUCACUCUGCUACAUUGCUUGCAACUAAUUGGUUAGGAAUCUGCAGC
Molecule: messenger RNA, 600 nt
Organism: Hibiscus syriacus
Lineage: Eukaryota; Viridiplantae; Streptophyta; Magnoliopsida; Malvales; Malvaceae
Exons: 4
Coding region: 118-504 (128 amino acids)
Source: RefSeq, a predicted model, not a curated record